AUGGUUGAUGGAGGCUUCGCCGAAUACGCCGCUUACCCAGCAAAGAGAGUAUUCCCGUUCAAAGGCAUAUCGGAUGUAGAUGCUACACUGAUCGAGCCAGCAGCCUGCGCCGCGCACGGGAUUGAUAAAAUCGCCCCACACAUGGGCUCGAAGGUAUUGUUAUUUGGAGCUGGACCAACUGGUUUAGUCCUUGCACAGCUGCUGCGACAGAACGGAGGAUGCAAUGUUGUUGUGGCAGCGCCAGAGGGGGUCAAGAUGGCACUCGCAAGAUCACUCGAUGCUGCAGACGAGUAUAUAGACCUCCCACGAGACCAAACAGCUUCAGCGGCGGUACUCGAGAAGCUAUACCAAGAUAAUCCGUACGGAUUCGAUAUCGUGGUCGAAGCGACAGGCAAUGCUAGAGUCUUGGAAAGGGCUCUGGAUUUUGUUCGAAAGGGCGGGAAACUGGUCGUUUACGGAGUUUAUAAUGACAAUGAUCGAAUCUCACUGCCACCGAAUAGAAUCUUCAAGGACGAGAUCCACGUUAUUGGGUCGUUCAGCGAGAUGCACAAAUUUCCUGCUGCAAUCGACUACCUCGAAACUGGCAAGGUCCGUGUUUCUGGAAUUGUCAACCAGACGUUUGGCGUAGAGCAAUGGGAAGAGUGCCUAGAUGCGAUGAGGACGAAAAGAGUGAUUAAAGCAGCCAUUGUUUUCGAUUAG
Aspergillus puulaauensis is the source of this 699-nucleotide messenger RNA. RefSeq lists its product as uncharacterized. Bases 1 to 699 code for a protein of 232 amino acids. The transcript has 2 exons. The record is from RefSeq and is a predicted model, not a curated record. NCBI's taxonomy places the organism in Eukaryota, Fungi, Ascomycota, Eurotiomycetes, Eurotiales, Aspergillaceae.